Nymphaea colorata (pocket water lily) is the source of this 1959-nucleotide messenger RNA. RefSeq lists its product as uncharacterized. The record is from RefSeq and is a predicted model, not a curated record. The transcript has 9 exons. Bases 164 to 1666 code for a protein of 500 amino acids. Lineage: Eukaryota; Viridiplantae; Streptophyta; Magnoliopsida; Nymphaeales; Nymphaeaceae.
CAGCCCUAUUUCCCACCUCUCUCCAAAUUCCAAAACGACUGACUAUCAACAGGAUAAGCUGCCAUUUGCAUGCAAGCAACCCACGCUCUUCUUCUCGAGGGCUCCUUCGUGUUGCAUGUGAUAAACGCGAUCCCUCCCUCCAGCUCUUGCUUUUUCCUUCCAAAUGAUAGCAACCACUCUGAAUCCCGCCAUUUUUAAGCUCAGACACCCACAAAAUCCCUUCAAACCAACUAAAUUAAGGUACCCAUUCGCCGCGAUCAACAGCAAGGCUGAACAGAGCAAGGAGAGUGGCACUGGCACCAGCAGACGAGGAGGUGCAGUGGAAGAUAACCCAAAAUCUGGAAAUGGAAACGGAAGAAGACCACCCAUCAGAAAGAGCAAGGGGAAAAGGGGCGCCUACGGCACCUCCAGGAAGUCAAUCCUCAAGAAAUCGUUUUCUCAGGAACAGAUUUUUUUUACCUCCCCAAUUACUGACGACCCUGUGGUCGCCAUCAUCGGCGGAGGCAUCUCCGGCAUCGUCUGUGCACUCGCGCUCGAGAAAAGAGGAAUCAGGUCGACCGUCUUUGAUACGGGAAUGCAUGGCUUAGGAGGAAGAUUGGGAACCAGGACGAUUGAUUCACAGCCUUUGGUGUUUGAUCAUGCAGCGCAAUUUUUCACUGCAAGCGACCCUCGUUUUAGAGAAUUGGUCGACGGGUGGUUGGAGAAAAGCCUGGUUCGUGAGUGGAAUGGGCAGAUUGGUGAACUGGAAGCUGGGCGUUUUAUUCCAUAUCCUUCAACGCCUGUCAAAUAUGUUGGAGUCCAUGGAAUGCGCCCUCUUGCCGAUUCAAUUCUUUCUCAGAGCACUGCAGCCAGUGUGGUAAGGCCUUGCUGGAUAAGCACAUUGGAGCCAUACAAUGGGAUGUGGCAUCUAAGUGAGAACGGGAAGCCAAGAGGCCAGUUUGAUGCAAUUGUCAUUGCACAUAAUGGGAAAUGUGCAAACCGCCUGCUCUCUUUGUCUGGGCUGCCUCUUAUUGCAAGACAAAUGAAGAGACUUGAACUGAGUUCAAUUUGGGCUCUUCUUGCGGCAUUUGAAGAACCUUUGUCACUACAGAGCCAUUCAUCCAUUCCAUUUGAAGGAGCAUUUGUUCGAGGAGAUGAUGCACUUUCAUGGAUGGCUAACAACACUAAGAAACUAUUCCCCUUGCAAAGUCAUCGACCUGAAUGCUGGACGUUUUUCAGCAGUGCUGCAUAUGGGAAGCGAAACAAAGUUCCACAGGAAAAUAUUCCAAAUGUUACAGCAGAGAAGGUUAAAAAGGAAAUGCUUCGAGGUGUGGAGAUUUCUCUGGGAUUGCCUACAGGAUCCCUUCCACAACCUAUAUACACUCGUCUUCAACUAUGGGGUGCAGCUCUUCCAACUAACACGCCUGGGCUACCUUGCAUCUUUGACCCACAUGGACGAGCAGGAAUAUGUGGUGAUUGGCUUCUGGGUUCGAGUGUAGAGGCAGCAUCAUUGAGUGGAAUGGCUCUUGCAAAUCAUAUUGCUGAUUUCAUUCGGAGUGGUGGAGCACAGCCGGAGGACUUUGCUGUUGGUCUACUUGAUGAGUUUCACCCUAUCAAGGGGCACGACAUAGGACAGUUUCCUGGGCUAGAUACAAAAGAGGAGGUUUCAGCAGUGCUGACGAUGUAGCCUUUAAAUUCAAGUACUACUGAGAGACACAAAGUUGGCCAAAGAGAAUCAAGAAGCAUACGUCAAGAGAGGAGUCUUUGUCACUGGUGCCUGGAAAGGCACUCCUGGCUCCGGGGUGCUCUUUCUUAUUAGUUUUACCGAAUUAUGGAAUUGAUUAGAGAGGCAACAUUGCUAUACGAUAAAUGGGUUUAAUGUAACAACUUAAAUGAAAAAAAUGCAUGACAAACCUCUACGAGUUAACUGGUCCAUUCCAAGUUUCCAACGAAGUCGGUUUAUUUCCUUCAAAGAGCUUA